Molecule: messenger RNA, 444 nt
Organism: Haemonchus placei
Lineage: Eukaryota; Metazoa; Nematoda; Chromadorea; Rhabditida; Trichostrongylidae
Source: the annotation of a GenBank genome assembly
UGCCACCGUUCUUCGAUUAUCUCCAAGCCAGUUCACGCGGUACGCAAUGUUUCGUGGGCUGCAAAACGUGGAGAGUGCAUAGGGUUACUGGGUGUGAACGGGGCGGGAAAGACUAGCACGUUUCGAGUCCUUAGUGGUCAGCAAAGGGCGGAUCGUGGAGUCGUCGUUUUGGAGCAAAACCUGCUGACCCCUGGAGCUAGUAUGUUUACUCGAGUCGGUUACUGUCCCCAGUACGAUGCAUUGUACAUGGAUUUGACACCAAGAGAACACUUGGAAAUAUUGGCCGGUUUCCACGGUUACACCAGUUCUUCCCUUAGCCAGGUGGCUAAGUACUUGAUGGAAGUCCUUGAUCUUUCACUUUACGCCAACACCAAGACAGCUGCUUUGAGUGGAGGAACCAAGGUACCUUAUCUGCUGCUGAAUUUAUUGACCAGGACAAAAUAA